CGUGUACCAGACCCCCAAAAAAUAGAUAAAUUCCUUCAGCCGGAGAUUUAUUAACAGCGUCACCGCCGUCGGACGAUAGACGAAUGACAGCUUGCAGCUGCAGGUCCUUUUUAAGGUGGCCACUUACCAAUUACCAACAUUUACAGAGAUGUUUUUCUUCUUGCGGUUUUAAAUAUAACUUGGGGAAGCAUAUUGAAGGAGUUUUGCGUGUUGCCAUGGACCGGAAAAAGCAGAAAAUGGUUGCCAAAACAUGGAGACAUGUUUCUACUCAAUCAAGGUCUAAUGAAGUUCUAGGUGAUGAGAAGCAUAACAUUGGAGGUCAAGUGCAAGAAGUUAAAUGCACCGUCUCUUCCUAUGAGUCAACAGUUUUGGCAGAGGACAGUGGAGCUGAAGUAGUAAAUGAUGAUGAACCACUUUCAGCAGCUCAGAAGCAUUCAGUUACAUUCGAGGCAGGGGCUUCCUUGAUGCGUUUCAUCAGAGGGAAAGGAGGUGCAACACAGAGGACAAUUGAAAAGGAAAUGGGAGUUCAAAUCAUACUUCCAUUAUCGCGGAAAGAGGAUUGUCUAAUCAUAGAAGGAAAUUCUGCUGAAAGUGUGGCAAGAGCAUCAGAUAGAGUCCAAGCCAUAAUUGAUGAGGCAGUUAAAAGCCGGAAUCUUGACUACUCUCACUUUGUAUCACUUCCAUUGGCCAUACACCCUGAACUGGUCAAGAAGCUCAUCAACUUUCAGAACUCGAUUCUUGGAAUUACCGAAGUUAAUCAAGAUGAAAAUUUGGAAUGUGAUUCAAGUGGUAACACUUCUGAUUCGGAAGGUGAGGAGCAGGACUUGAGUAAACCACGGGUUGCAGUGGAAGUCAAGACUGAAGAUUCUAAUGAUCAUGUUAAAGUGGAUAUAACCAACAUGCCACUCGUGAGUUACUCGCCUAAAGUGUCCAAGUCCUCUAUUUCAGAAUCAAAGGCUUCUAAACUGUUAGGUUUGGAAAUUGAGAAGUCCAUCUUUAUUAAUCCAAAAACAUUCCACUUGACUGUGCUCAUGCUGAAGCUUUGGAAUAAGGACCGAAUUGAAGCUGCUUCUGAGGUUUUGCGGACUGUCUCACCAAAAGUAAUUGAUGCUUUGGAGAGCCAACCCGUGUCUAUAAGACUGAAGGGUUUGGUAAGUCUUUAUUCAAGUUAUACAAUUAUGGACUUCAGGCUGCUAUAGGUGACAACCAUUGCACUUAAUCUUUAUGAUCCUUCUUUUUCAAGUUUACUCAUUAUAAUCUUUCACUUGUCUGUGAACAUAAGGUAAUGAACUCAGUAAGGUGUUACUGGAAUAUUUUAUUGUCCUAGGUGGCUAGGUUAUAUCAUCUCUUAAGCGGAGCUAAUUUUAUUUGUACACUGAGCUGGUUAGCAUGACAGUUUAACUGGCAUGGUAACCCUUUCCUUGAACUUUGACUGUGGAAUUUGCUUUAUCUGCUUGCUAUCAAUCUCUGGGUGAAUCUUCUGUUACUAAUUGGCAUAAGAAAUAUAGGUUAACACCAAGAAGUGGGUAACCUAUUAUUGAUUGGCAUAAAAAGUUUAGACUAGCGUCUGUAGAAACCCUUAAACCUUUACUGAAGUUUCAAGUAAGUCCUGUUUAAAAAUAUCAUUCACGGCAUGAUAAGAAAGGCGGCGAGAGAGGUGCUAGGGGUCUCGAAGGGUUA
Nicotiana tabacum (common tobacco) is the source of this 1680-nucleotide messenger RNA. The record is from RefSeq and is a predicted model, not a curated record. Lineage: Eukaryota; Viridiplantae; Streptophyta; Magnoliopsida; Solanales; Solanaceae.